AUGAACUCGUCAUCGCCGGAUAGAGGGUCGGAUCGUUCUCCGCUGCUUGGCGGGGAUGAGCAGCCGUCAUCUUCGGGACACAAUGUUGAUGUUGAUGCCAAUGCCGAUGCCGGAGAGGUUUGUGGCGAUGUAGCAGCAGACGAGUUUGCGAAGGAGGCUUGCGAGGAUACGGAACGGAAGAGCAGCUGGUAUUUGUUUCUGCUAACACUGAGUAUCGGCGGCUUGCAGAUUGUUUGGUCUGUAGAGUUGUCAAAUGGAUCUCCCUUCUUACUAUCCCUGGGGAUGGAUAAAUCCCUCCUUGCCUUUGUUUGGAUUGCAGGCCCCUUAACAGGAGUCCUUGUCCAGCCAUACGUUGGCAUUCGUAGUGAUAACUGCAGAAUAUCAUGGGGAAAACGAAAACCAUUUAUGAUCGGGGGUGGGAUUGCCACUAUCGUAUCCCUGCUCGCGCUUGCAUGGACUCGUGAGAUCGUGGGCGGCAUAUUGGGCAUAUUUGGCGUUCCCUUCGGCUCUGAGGGGGUCAAAGUAACGUCUAUCGUCAUGGCGACUAUUUUGAUCUGCCUAUUCAUCACCGAGCGGGAUCCACGACUGGAAGGCCCCCCGUCAUCAGAUAAUCCUGGAGUUAUCGCUUUUUUCAAGCAAGUUUUCCAUUCCAUCCGCACCUUGCCGCCCCAAAUCCGCAAAGUAUGCGAGGUCCAACUUUUCGCAUGGGUCGGGUGGUUCCCAUUCUUGUUUUACAGCACUACUUACAUCGGGCAGCUAUACCGGGUUUCACCCUCCGACGCGCUUGGCUCAUGUCCCACAUCCUAUUUACCAUUUGCUGGAACGGUCGUCGUGUCUGUCGUUGGUAUCUCAUGGGCAAUGACUCUUUGGGCGCCGUUUGCCCUUAUAUCGGCGGAGGUGGCAAAAAGUGAUGCAAAAAAACGCCGGAGGAGAUAUCGGUUGCUACACAUGAGACGCGAUUCUAGCGAUGGUCUGUUGCCCCGAUCGCGGCGGCGGGAACAACAACAACAAGCUGUUGUCGCUCGCCAGGAGGAUCGUAGCGAUGCUCAUAUGGCAGUAGAAGGGGAUUAUGGAACUCCCGGUCUUUCGUAUCAUUCCACCGCGUCAACAUCCCUGCCAACCCCUGUCGCCACCGCCCAUGGCCAAGAUGGCAAAAACGAACAAAACAACGAGGAGAGCUCCCAUCGCAACGACGAAGAUGGCGAUAAUCUUAUCGUCGAUGAGAGAGAAGAGGACAACGAAGAUGACAAUGAAUCAGCAGACGACGGCGAGGUCGACACAACCGACGAAGCCGGCGUGAUACUUGGCAUCCACAAUGUGGCGAUAUCCUUUCCGCAAAUCCUUUCGACUUUGGUUAGUAGUGCUAUCUUCAACGCCCUGCAGAAGCCGCGUGGAGAGCCUUGGGAUGAUUCUGUGGGGUGGGUUAUGAGGUUUGGUGGGCUUGUGACAAUUGGGGCGGCGGUUGUCACGAAGAGGCUGGCGGAAGGGGGUAGCGCGGGUUCGAAAGUCGGGUUGUGGAAGAAUAGGGAUGCUGUAUGA
Messenger RNA from Histoplasma mississippiense, 1539 nucleotides. RefSeq lists its product as hypothetical. NCBI's taxonomy places the organism in Eukaryota, Fungi, Ascomycota, Eurotiomycetes, Onygenales, Ajellomycetaceae. Gene Ontology annotation, cellular component: membrane. The coding region runs from base 1 to 1539 and encodes 512 amino acids. Gene Ontology annotation, molecular function: sucrose:proton symporter activity. The transcript is spliced from 6 exons. The record is from RefSeq and is a predicted model, not a curated record.